UUUUGAACAGAAAACAUGGAAUUCUGUUGAAAAGACAUAAAAUUUUCUUGAUUUUCUUUUCUUGCAAAAUUCUGUUUUCUUGAUGUAACUUGAAGAAAUUAUCCGUUGAAACGUUGGAUUUCUUGAGUAUUGAGAUUAAUUUGAGUUUUCUUUAAGUUUAGAUCAGCUUGAGUUAAACAGAGUGUAAGCAAAUCAAGAACCAGAGAAUCAAAUUAAGCAAUCUUGGAAAUUUUCUUGAAUUUGAAAACUUGAGUUAAUUUUGCAUAAGUUGGGGUGUCCAAACGUCAAAAAAUAGAAUUGUUUUUCUUGCAUUUCUGUUUCUCCUCGUCACUUAUUUUCUUUUCCUAUUUUAUAAUUUUGUCUAAUAAGGAAAUCAAAUCCCGACAAUUUCUCAUUCUUUCAUAAUUUCUCUCUCAUUUUUGUCUAUUUUCUUGACCUUUCUCUGUUUUUCUUUUCUGGGAUUAGGAGGGAAAACAAAAGAAAAUUUUCUCUCCUAUUUCUCUCUCUAAAAAAAUCAUGAUUUUUGACAAGGGUUCAUCACCACAAUCAAAUCUUGAUUGUUUUCUUCAUUGCACAACCCCUUCUGUUCCUUCUCAAUUUCUUGCAAAGACAGAGAUUAUGAAUUUAAACCGUUUAUGGCAUCCAUGGGAAAGAGAGACAGUUGAGUAUUUUACAUUGGGUGAUCUUUGGAAUUGUUUUGAUGAAUGGAGUGCUUAUGGUGCUGGUGUUCCUAUUGUUAUGAACAACAAUGGUGAAACUUUAGUUCAGUACUAUGUUCCUUAUCUCUCUGCAAUCCAAAUUUUCACUAGCAAUUCCUCUCUUAAUUCUUUCAGGGAAGAGACUGAAUCCGGCGACGGUGAGACCAGAGAUUCGUUUAGUGAUUCUUGUAGCGAUGAGAGUGAAAGCGAUAAGUUAUGGAGAUGGGACGGAUGUUCUUCCGAGGAAGGAGGAUUCGAGCAAGAUAAUCUUUGGCCUCUCAAUGAUAGAUUAGGCCACCUUUAUUUUCAGUAUUUUGAGAGAUCAACUCCUUAUGGAAGAGUUCCUCUAAUGGAUAAGAUUAAUGGAUUGGCUCAAAGAUACCCGGGCUUGAUGUCGCUUCGCAGUGUGGAUCUUUCUCCUGCUAGUUGGAUGGCUGUUGCUUGGUACCCUAUAUAUCACAUUCCGAUGGGGCGAACCAUAAAGGACUUGUCGACAUGUUUCCUCACAUAUCAUACCUUGUCGUCAUCAUUUCAAGAUAUGCAUUUAGAUGACGACAUUGAUAGUCCGGAAAGGAAGCGAAAGGAAGGGGAAAGUAUUUCGCUCCCGCCAUUUGGUUUGGCCACUUACAAGAUGCAAGGCAAUGUGUGGAUCUCAGGAAAUUGUGGAAGGGACCAAGAGAGGCUAGUUUCACUUUUUAGUGUGGCAGAUUCAUGGCUAAAGCAACUGAGGGUCCAACACCAUGACUUCAAUUACUUCAUGGGAAUUAGGCGUGGCUAAAACCACUAAACUUGCACUUUUGGCAUCUCAUGAUAGGAAUUGAUCACUAAAAUCCUCUUUUUUUGGUCGGAUUUUUGGUUCCGAGCUCGAGAGUCAGCUUGUUUUCAGUAUCGAGCUUCGCUUUUUAAGCUUAUUGUAGGGGCUAACUCAUGUAAAUCAGUUUGAUCAACAAUGAGUGCAUGUGAGAUGAUAAUUUAACCCUCUUGUUUUUUUUUUUUUUACUUUAUUUGGGGUUUUUAUGGAGUGUCCAAUGAAGCCUUUUGUGUAGAGAGAUGGAUGAAGUCAUGCACAUAGAGAGAGGGAGAGAUUAAGUGUGUGAUCUUGACUUUGAAACUUCUUCUAGAUUGUGUAACAUUGUCUUGAACAUAAUGAAAAUGGUGAAACAUUUGAUGUUUUUCUUAUGCAA
Mercurialis annua (annual mercury) is the source of this 1882-nucleotide messenger RNA. RefSeq lists its product as uncharacterized. The transcript is spliced from 6 exons. The record is from RefSeq and is a predicted model, not a curated record. The coding region runs from base 517 to 1476 and encodes 319 amino acids. NCBI's taxonomy places the organism in Eukaryota, Viridiplantae, Streptophyta, Magnoliopsida, Malpighiales, Euphorbiaceae.